Messenger RNA from Peromyscus maniculatus bairdii (prairie deer mouse), 1861 nucleotides. RefSeq names its product serum/glucocorticoid regulated kinase 2 (gene Sgk2). The record is from RefSeq and is a predicted model, not a curated record. Gene Ontology annotation, biological process: protein phosphorylation. Gene Ontology annotation, molecular function: protein serine/threonine kinase activity; ATP binding. NCBI's taxonomy places the organism in Eukaryota, Metazoa, Chordata, Mammalia, Rodentia, Cricetidae.
GAGCGAGCGAGCGAGCGGGUGACAGGUCACUCCUGCUUGGGAAGGUUGCUGGGUGAGUCAGGAUUGGGUACACGGAGGAAGCACAGUGCUCCAGGACCUGCGCUGGGACCCAGGGUUUCGAGGAACAAAAUAAGACCAAGCUGGCCCUUGAGCUGAGAAGGCAGGGAGAAAUGGUAUCCCAGAGAGAACAGAGGUCUCCCGUCCUAUCCUAAGCACUGCUGGAUCCUGUGUGACAUCACCAGCCCCCUCACUGCUGCCACUGCUGGAAGUCCUGAGCUCUGUGCUGGGGGCACCAGGCACUGACACUUGGCUCUUGUUGGGAGAACAGAGAGAGUCUCUCUUGUCCACAGCCUGUGCUCGGCUCCAACUGCUGCAUCUCUUGGAGACCUCUGCCCAGGCUGGAAAGGGUGAGAGCUGCUGAGGCUGUAUCUGAAGUGGAAGGUGGACCAGAGGGCAGCCCUGCCUGGAGCCCAAGCUCCUUCGUGCCUGGUCUUCCCUGUACCCCCAGAGCCUACCUCAUCACAGCUACAGAAUGGCCUCCAGCCCAGCUGGAGUUCCUAGCCCACAGCCCUCUAGGGCCAAUGGGAGCAUCAACCUGGGGCCAUCAGCGAACCCAAAUGCCCGACCCACAGACUUCGACUUCCUCAAAGUCAUUGGCAAAGGGAACUAUGGAAAGGUCCUACUGGCCAAGCGCAAGUCCGAUGGAGCCUUCUAUGCGGUGAAGGUGCUGCAGAAGAAGUCCAUCUUAAAGAGCAAAGAGCAGAACCACAUCAUGGCAGAGCGCAAUGUACUGCUAAAGAACGUGAGGCACCCCUUCCUUGUGGGCCUGCGCUACUCCUUCCAGACCCCAGAGAAGCUCUACUUCGUGCUUGACUAUGUCAACGGAGGAGAGCUCUUCUUCCACCUGCAGCGGGAGCGCAGGUUCCUGGAGCCCCGGGCCCGGUUCUACACUGCCGAGGUGGCCAGCGCCAUUGGCUACCUACACUCUCUCAACAUCAUUUACAGAGACUUGAAGCCAGAAAACAUUCUCUUGGACUGCCAGGGACAUGUGGUACUGACGGAUUUUGGCCUUUGCAAGGAAUGUGUGGAGCCUGAGGAGACCACAUCCACCUUCUGCGGCACCCCCGAGUACCUGGCCCCUGAAGUGCUUCGUAAAGAGCCUUACGAUCGAGCGGUGGACUGGUGGUGCUUGGGGGCAGUCCUCUACGAGAUGCUGCAUGGCCUGCCCCCCUUUUUCAACAGUGACGUGGCCCAGAUGUAUGAGAACAUUUUACAUCAACCACUACAGAUCCCCGGAGGCCGGACAGUGGCCGCCUGUGACCUCCUGCAAGGCCUUCUCCACAAGGACCAGAGGCAGCGGCUGGGCUCCAAGGCAGACUUUCUCGACAUAAAGGACCAUGUGUUCUUCAGUUCCAUAAACUGGGAUGACCUGUACCACAAGAGGCUAACUCCACCCUUCAACCCAAAUGUGGAAGGCCCUGCUGACUUGAAACACUUUGACCCAGAGUUCACCCAGGAAGCUGUGUCCAAGUCCAUUGGCUGCACCCCUGACACCAUGGCCAGCAGCUCUGGGGCCUCGAGCGCAUUCCUCGGAUUUUCCUAUGCACAGGAUGAUGAUGACAUCCUGGACUCAUAAGAGACAAGCACUUGCAAAGCCACCAAGACCAGCGGGCAACUCAGGGACCACCUUCUGCUGCCAGCAAGACACAUGAGAUUGGUGACUCAAAGAAGAGGGAGGUGCUUUCCCUCAUAUAAAAAAACCAGUGCUGGGCUCAGGCUGGCAGGAAUGGGUCACUGGGUACCCAAGUGUCUGUAGUUCUGAUUUGCCCGUCUUGAGAAAUGACUUCUGGCUUUGGUUUUU